ACCACCGCUGCCGCCAAGAUGGGCAACACCACCACCACCUCGGUCGCCACCACCACAGCUACCACCAAGAGGAGGAGUGAGGAAACUGUGAACGAGUUCUUCGCCAAAGCCAAAGCAGAUUUUCUUAAAAAAUGGGAAAAUCCCACUCAGAACACGGCCCAAUUAGAUCACUUUGAAUGCAUCAAGACCCUCGGCGCUGGCUCCUUCGGGCGCGUCAUGCUUGUCAAACACAAGGAGACCGGAAAACACUAUGCCAUGAAGAUACUUAACAAACAGAAGGUGGUGAAGCUGAAACAGAGUGAGCACAUCCUGAAUGAGAAACGCAUCUUGCAGGCCGUAAAUUUCCCAUUCCUCGUCAAACUUGAGUUCGCCUUCAAGGACAACUCCAACUUGUACAUGGUCAUGAAGUAUGUGCCAGGCGGAGAGAUGUUCUCACACCUUCGGCGGAGUGGGAGGUUCAGCGAACCCCAGGCUCAGUUCUACGCGGCCCAGAUCGUAUUAACCUUCGAGUACCUGCACUCGCUGGAUCUCAUCUACCGAGACCUCAAGCCCGAGAACCUUCUCAUCGACCAACAGGGCUACAUCCAGGUGACAGAUUUCGGUUUUGCCAAACGUGUCAAGGGUCGCACCUGGACCCUGUGCGGGACCCCUGAGUACCUGGCCCCUGAGAUUAUCCUGAGCAAAGGCUACAACAGGGCCGUGGACUGGUGGGCCCUGGGAGUGCUCAUCUACGAGAUGGCGGCAGGUUACUCUCCAUUCUUUGCCAGCCAGUUCAUUCAGAUCUACGAGAAAAUAAUCUCCGGAAAGGUGCGGUUCCCGUCUCACUUCAGCUCCGACCUGAAGGACCUGCUGCGGAACCUGCUACAGGUGGAUCUCACCAAGCGCUUUGGGAACCUCAAGAACGGGGUCAACGACAUCAAGUACCACAAGUGGUUUGCCACCAUAGACUGGAUCGCAAUCUACCAAAGAAAGGUGGAAGCUCCGUUCAUACCAAAGUGCAAAGGUCCUGGGGACACGAGUAACUUUGACGACUAUGAUGAGGAGGAGAUCCAGAUCUCCAGCAGUGAGAAGUGUGGCGACGAGUUUAUUGAUUUUUAGGACUUGGCCCGUGUCCCCAUGGGUUUUCUUUUUUCUCUUUUUUCUUUUUCUUUCAGGGGUGGGUAGAGAUGGUAGGGUUGGACUGAACAGCCCGAGGACCCCCAGAGUUCCUUGCAUCCAACUUCACCCCCCCCCAUCCUACCCUCCUGCCCCUACCAGCCCACUUUGGCCUGUUUUAAAGAAGUUCAUCAACAGCAGCAUGACUGGGUCUUACUGAUGUGUCCAGCGACCGGGUGCAGAAAAAUCCCACCCCACCCCCC
Molecule: messenger RNA, 1358 nt
Organism: Ochotona princeps (American pika)
Lineage: Eukaryota; Metazoa; Chordata; Mammalia; Lagomorpha; Ochotonidae
Product: cAMP-dependent protein kinase catalytic subunit alpha-like
Exons: 1
Coding region: 19-1098 (359 amino acids)
Biological process (GO): peptidyl-serine phosphorylation
Cellular component (GO): nucleus; cAMP-dependent protein kinase complex
Molecular function (GO): protein kinase A regulatory subunit binding; cAMP-dependent protein kinase activity; ATP binding
Source: RefSeq, a predicted model, not a curated record